Schistosoma haematobium is the source of this 4589-nucleotide messenger RNA. RefSeq lists its product as uncharacterized. The record is from RefSeq and is a predicted model, not a curated record. Gene Ontology annotation, molecular function: phosphatase binding. Lineage: Eukaryota; Metazoa; Platyhelminthes; Trematoda; Strigeidida; Schistosomatidae. Bases 150 to 848 code for a protein of 232 amino acids. The transcript is spliced from 10 exons.
AAAAAAGCCUAAAAUCAUACACGUCAAGAAGCACAAAGUGGGAGCAUUUUGUUACAUCAGAUUACCAUAAAGAUUUUGGAUGGGAAAACGAAUAUAGAUAUAAAUAUUUUGGUUUCUUUUGGUAAAAACAGCAAUAGUGGGCAUUGAAGAUGGGUGACAUGACAACCAACAUAUCACUUACAAAAUCAAGGUUAUCAGGAUCUGUGAUGUGUUGUGUUCAGACAAAGUUGAGUCACUUCAAACAAUGCAAAGGAAGUGAGAGUAACAAUCCUAUCCGACACCCUACUUUCUUUAAAACGCCACACAUUCAAUAUUGUGGUGAUUAUAAUUUAGAAGCAAACGUAUGUCGCACCUCAGGAUUCGUAUCCAAUAUAAGACCAUCAAUUCGAUACAACGGUAAACUCGAUGAGAAAGACAACCCAGCUUUCAGAAACAUACUGAGCAGUAAUUACCUUUCCACAAACCAUAAAGAUUUUUUGCCGUAUUCCAUGCCAUCUGGGAAAGAAACUUUACCUUACCUUACAAAUCAACUAGCAAACGAGACAAACGUAUCAAAAGUCUUUUCGACAGGAAACUAUUUUUUUGAACAGAAGUUUAAAGAUAUCUUUACUCCAAUACUACCAAAGGGAAAACUUGUACUACCAACAAAAGCAGGUCCUUGUAACAUCGAAGACGAAAACUUCCGUCAUGGCCUUAAUACAUAUUCUAUCACCGACGUAGUCCAUUACAGUCGAAUUAAACCAAGACCGUAUGAUAUGUUCAAAGUUACUGUCGGUCGUAAGGAAGAAUCUGGAUCUACUAAUACUCGUUUACAACUGUUCAACCAGGUCGGAAAACUGAUAAAUUAGCAGGCCAAACUGCUUAUAUGAGUGAUUUUAGACCUUUUUGUUAUAAAAAUGGUUCUGAGCUUUUCUCAAAUUGGGUAGGCAACUUAUCGCACCAGGAGCCAACUGAUUAUGUUAUUCAAAAUAAAAUUUGGCCUGAAUACAAAAGUCAUCAUUCAUAUUAUAUAUUUAAGCACUCUGAGGAUUUUCCAGAAGUAUAUUUGGAAAAGUUAAAGACGAAUGAUUCAGCCGAAUAUCAAAGUGCUACUCAUAAAUACAAAGAACCAAGGUAAAACAUAUUUAUUGUUUUAUUUAUUAUUCUUAUUAAUACAUCUCAGUAAGCUAAAAACUACUGCUAUUUGAUAGCUCACCAGCUAGUUUGAUGACAAACUGGGUUUGAAAAACUGUUGUUCUGGAAAUUACGACCACCUGCGACUAGACUUAAAAGCAUAUUUAGAAAUGAUAUCAAGAAUGUUUUCAUAUCGUUAUGCUAAUUGUCCACUUUUUAAAACAAACUUAUUAAACUUGGUAGCUGUCUAAAAAAUCAGUAAAUUAUUUGACCAUUCUUCUUUAUUCAUAUAUAAAGCGCCUAAGCAACCACUUUACAAGGCAGGUCCGUGAAAUAGUAGUAUACCUACUCUGCCCUUAGUUUAAAAAUAACGAGUAUUGAUCUAGUCUCUAGCUAUCAAAUAAUGUGCGUUUUAAAAUCUUGCACAUGAAUCUGGGCUUUGCUAUCAUGUUGAGUUGGCAUGGUAAGCCCCGAUAUCUUUGUAGAUAACAGUUAAAGAUACAUUGUCCUUCGGAUGUCCGCUAAAAUAAGUCAACUAACUCAGAGCUGUUGUCUUUAAAUCUAGUUUACAGUGAUGCCUAAUUUCUGAGAUGUAACUCAGAUCCCGCAAUCACCAUUAUUGGGUUUAGCAUUCUGUAAAGUUAAAUGGAAAUUUAUUGUUUGGUCUUUUGAUGUAUGACGAAGAAUUUUUUUGCAGUUGCACUGUUAACUAAGACAUCGUUUUACCCAAGAAAAAGUUAUAAAUACAUCGUUUCAGAGUGUUACUAGGCGGCAUAUUAUCAGGUUAACAUCCAGCGAGCAACAUAUUAUAAGUUAAUUAAUUAUUAACUAUUUUGUUAUCCAUUAUGACAACCUGAAAAAAUUGUACCCUGUUUACGCAGAGAGCUAAAUAUGUUGAUAUUUUCUCUUGUUAUUACUUUGACAUUAAUAUAAAUAAAUACUGAACGGUGUAACAUGUAUGUGAUUGUAUCUGCCUGUCACUUGUUAAUAACCAAUCUCAUGAUAUCUGGACAUUGGUAACCACAAAGUUAAGAUUAUAUGUCUUAUUGUAAACCAUUUCACGCUGUGUGAGCGACAUGGUGGUGACCUUUUCUAUUAUAACGCUAAGUAAAGUAGAUCCAAAUAUCUUCGAGAUAGAAAAAUUUUAAUACACGUUAUUGAUGUAAUUUACUGGUGCAUGUUUACAGGUAUGACGAAUCGUCCCAUGGGUUCCCAAUGACUGUUCAAAACAAUGUGUUAAAAUAUGUUCUGUAUGAUAAUGAAAACUGAAUACAAUGUAGAAGAAAAAGGAUUCCAAGUUUCGGAUUUGUAGACAAACGGAAUUUUCAGAAAUAGAUCUAGCUUACGCAAUUAUCACUUUUCAUGACCAACUAAACUAUUUUUCUGGUGAUUUUGGUAAUAGGAAUGACCAUAGUUUGGCUGUUUUUCAUUCAUAGGUACUUUGAAAUUAAUGAAGAAAUUCCAUCGCUUAUAAGAACAAACCAUAUAUUAGCACUGGUCUGUCACAAUUUCCGAAAAAUCAAUGAAAUCUCCUGGUGAAUAUUUACAUUAAAAACAGUUUUUUUCACCUCACCAGAUUAAAUUGAAAGUAAUCUACUGCAAAAAGUUGUAAACCUUUACCCAUACACUUUCAGUUUAUUAUCUUGAAGAGAACAACAGCAAACAUUUGAGGAGAACACGAUGAACUAAUUUUAUUUUGCUAGGGUGUCGUUAGCUAUUUACAAACUAUAAAAUACUUUAAAAUCAAAAUCGCCAUAUAAUUAACUAAAUUAUACUGGAGAAAUCAGUCAAAAUUGAAUAAGCAUCGUUGUAGUGGAGUAAAGAUUGCAAUUAAGUUGACGAGUUUGGAAAAUGUUGCAAGUCAAUAUACUGUCCAAAUAAAGAUCAUAGAGUACCAAAACAGCUACUAACGUUCAUAGAACUAAAAAUUCACUUAAUUGCGUAUUGAAAUAAUCGAACCCAGGUUAAUUGCAAUAUAGAAUAACAUGACUUGAGAUGUCAUUCAUUAGUAACAUUAUGCAUGUAAAAAACCCAAGAAUAAUGCUAUCAAAAGUGUGAGAAAAGUUUACAACGUGAUGUAAUAAAAUAAUCAUAUUGUUGCCACGAUAAAGAAUGCUUCACGUCAGUUUUCUUUUGGACACAUUUAUCUGUUCUUAGGUGCUUGAUGGCUAUGACUUCAACAAAUUUCAGAGCACUGUCUAUUAAUCAACUUGGAAGAUUCAAAUAGAUCAACCUGUCGUCCUACGUCGAAGAUUUAUAAUGAACCAAAACUACUGAAAGCCUUUAAUAGGUUUGACCUCAAACUUUUAGGAAUGCUUCCUUAAAAUCGAGAGUAUCCCUGUGGUAUUUGCAGUCCUACUGGUUAUGUUUAGAAACAAGAACCACUUCAAUCCCCACAACGCAAAAUAAAAAAUAAAAAGAAUGGAACAAGUAUAGACUCAUUAACUGGUCAAAAAACACUACCUUGUUUUUACUUUGAGGUAUAACUGUCGAUCUUUGGCUUCGUUAAAAAAACAUGUUUUGUGCGAGACCAUUAGGUUGGCUGCAUGAUACGUGUUUAAUUAAGUAAAUUAAGCCCAGAGUUUUAAGAAGUGUCAUUAAUACGGGAUUUGGUUAACAUCUAAAAAUAUCUCAGUUGCUUGCUAGCUUCGUACUAGUCAGUUGAAUACAUUUUGCAAAGAGUUCUUUAAAUAAAUUAAAAAGCUAUUUACAACCAUCAGCAUCCAGAUGUAUUACUUCUUAGUUGUAACUUACGUCUUAUUAUACAGUUACAUCUUAUAUCACUGAUUUUCGUUGGGGUACGGGAAUAACCAUUCAAAAGUAUUCUAAUCAACCGCCCGAUAGUAAUCAGUCAUAUGUUCCUCAAGGUAUAUUGUCUAACCAAACUUUUCCUGUUGAUGUUUGUAAUGAGACAAUCAAGCCAUACAGUUGGUUUUGAGUUCUACACAUAACAAUUAUAACAAAGGGCUCACAGAAUGAUUUACAAAAUCAACCUAAAUCAUCAGCUGAACUGUUAGGUAGAGUGACCAUCGGUCGAUUAGAACCGAGUGGUUCCACCUUGAAUAUUUCUGGACAUGUUCAAAGUCAAGAUAUGCCACUGAAUCGUUUUAUAACACACAACAUGACUAGAUUCUACUACCCACCACCUGGCCAAGGUGAUGGAGACCGAGGACAUAUUCUCUUUAAUACACAACCUCUCAAAGAAACAGCAACUUCAAGAUCAGUUAGACUACAUUAUCUUGAACCACAAACUCCAUCAACUGAUAAAUUGGGUACCGAUGAUCCCUACCAAUCAAAAAGUAUUUUGGCAAGAGAUACACUUCUCAGACGGACGACGAAGAAUAUUAUGUGAAUUUCUAUCUACCAUUACUUUUUAGCCAAAAGAAAUAAACUGGUUUACUGUUCUAAAACGUUUUCUGGUAUAUUUCUGUCACUGACGGUAAACAGGUAGUAUACUAACAAUUAUUACCCUCGAU